UUUCACAGGUUAAGGUCGACCUGCUUUACUCGAUUUGCCGGCACCAGUGACACAUCGCCGCGAUGACCGCCCCUACGACUGACGCAGAUGUGAUGCCGAUGUUCUUCUUGAACCCUGAAGGACCUUCCGUUGGCGAUAAGAAAGACGAUGGCGCGAGCAAUAGUCCCACCAAGUCGUCGUAUGCCAACCUGCCCCGACAAAACUACCAGAACCCAUGGGAAUCGAAUGGUUUGGACCGUCAAUACCAGUCCCUUCGCAAGCGUGCGGGUGGUGCCGAUGCUUUGUCGGCGUCCACGGCUUCCAGCGACGACUCGACUUCAUCCAUCCCCACGAACUCGCUGUUUGCUUCGUUGUCGUCCAAACUGGACACACGACCGCCUUCCUCGUCGUCGUCGUCCACGGCCGCCGCCGCAGCGCCAUCGUCGUUUCUGUUUCCGAGCUUGCAAGCCCAAGAAUGGGGCCACGACCAACUGUACUGGAUCACCGUGUUUGGCUUUCCACUGCAAGACAUGGACGUGGUUCUGUCAUACUUUCAAACUGUCGGCGACGUGGCGCAAUACCGCCACGGCCGCGGCAACUGGCUCUAUCUCCGAUACCAAACCCGUCUGCAAGCCGAACGUGCGCUCUUCGAGUCCGGAUCUACCCUCGGCGGUCGCGUCAUGAUCGGCGUCAAGCGAUGUCUGGCGUGGGAGAUGGACGCCGAUGCGCCCGUGGUUAACGUCACCGACGCGGCAUCAGCGCACGCUCCGGCCAUGCUGUCGCGGGACCUGCAAGUCAACCCCACCGACGUCGACGUGAUGGAGUCCCCUCGUCGCCACGACGACAUUUGCUCGAGGUUUCUCCGCUUUCUCUUCAACAUAUAAGUCCAUGAACAACAGCAACAAUACACGUAACUACACUAUCUCGUCGUUGGCGUGCAUCUAUCUAAUGGUCUCCAUAACGGUAACUACUCGGAUGCUGUAAGUUACUAAUCGAAUUUUGAGUGACUUGAUUGACC
Messenger RNA from Aphanomyces astaci, 997 nucleotides. RefSeq lists its product as hypothetical. The transcript has 4 exons. Gene Ontology annotation, biological process: regulation of DNA-templated transcription; nuclear pore organization; NLS-bearing protein import into nucleus. Lineage: Eukaryota; Oomycota; Saprolegniomycetes; Saprolegniales; Verrucalvaceae. Gene Ontology annotation, molecular function: single-stranded DNA binding; structural constituent of nuclear pore; phospholipid binding. The record is from RefSeq and is a predicted model, not a curated record. Gene Ontology annotation, cellular component: nuclear membrane; nuclear pore nuclear basket; nuclear pore central transport channel. Bases 63 to 863 code for a protein of 266 amino acids.